GUUGAUGCGGCGACUUGUUUCCCGAGUGCGCGCUGACGACCUUGUUCCACUAGAUUUUUCGUUGUAUCAUAGUUGGGCAGCCGAUAUGACUUCUCCGUGACAAGGGACGGCGGAACCGAAGUGAGAUGACACUGUUGAGUGCGGCACUCCGCGCUGGUGUGAAAAUCACCGCUUCAGUCAGAGCCGGAGGAGCUCCCCUUCGAGCGACCAGGGCCGCCCUUACGUUAACUCCGGCAGCCGUGCACCGCGUGAAGGAGCUGCUAUCUAGUCAACCGAAGGCGAUCGGUUUGAAGGUCGGAUUGAAGCAUCGAGGCUGCAACGGAAUGAGCUAUGUUCUUGAUUUUGCUCACGAGAAAGCAAAAUUCGACGAGGAAGUUUUCCAGGAUGGAGUGCGCAUACUCAUCGACGCGAGAGCACAACUCUCGCUCUUGGGAACCGAGAUGGACUUCGUAGAAAGCAAACUGGCGUCAGAGUUCGUGUUCCACAAUCCGAACGCGAAAGGAACGUGCGGCUGCGGCGAAAGCUUCACGGUUUAGCUUGCAAUACACGGCUGAUGGGCGGAGCAGGAACCUCAAUGCAUUAUGUGAAUCCUCCGUGAUCAAUCUUAGAGGAGGAUCUCCUCCGAACUCUGUAUAUAAUGUUGUUGCU
Galendromus occidentalis (western predatory mite) is the source of this 648-nucleotide messenger RNA. RefSeq names its product Iron-sulfur cluster assembly 1 homolog MagR (gene MagR). Gene Ontology annotation, biological process: iron-sulfur cluster assembly. Bases 126 to 536 code for a protein of 136 amino acids. The record is from RefSeq and is a predicted model, not a curated record. NCBI's taxonomy places the organism in Eukaryota, Metazoa, Arthropoda, Arachnida, Mesostigmata, Phytoseiidae. Gene Ontology annotation, cellular component: mitochondrion; cytoplasm. The transcript has 4 exons. Gene Ontology annotation, molecular function: 2 iron, 2 sulfur cluster binding.